AUGUGCUUGCAGGGCAUCUCGCGGGCCUCCGACCCGAGCGCGAAGGCGUCCGUGCACACGGCGCACCGCGAGUCGGCGUCUACCUGGCCGGCCGAGAUCCGCACCGCCGGCAGCGACGCGACUGCGCUCUUGCUGGCCGGGGGAUUCUCCGGUUGGGCCCAGAGGCUGAACCCGAUCUGCGAGAGGCGGUCGAGCAUCAGAUCGAAUCCGGAUCCAAGCAGGGUCUCGGACAUGGCGGGAGGCAGCGGGCGUCCUCUGGGCGGCUCCGCCGGCGGGCGGGCGGAGGGCGAUUACGGGAUUGAAGGACGAAUCGUUCCGACGGCGGUGGCGGCGGCGGCCGCUGGCCGCCGCCGGAUGCAGGGAGAAAUUCGAAGGGUCCACGGCUUGUACGAAUCCGCCGUGGCAGUGGGGGCAGACGAUAGCGCCAUCGGAAGCGAGGGAAAUGGUUACGGUGCACUGGUAGCACCAAUACGACGUCAUAGAAGCCAUUGGAGUUGUUGUCGAUGA
This is a messenger RNA of Striga asiatica, 507 nucleotides long. NCBI's taxonomy places the organism in Eukaryota, Viridiplantae, Streptophyta, Magnoliopsida, Lamiales, Orobanchaceae. The record is from the annotation of a GenBank genome assembly.